AAAGGCCAUUGCCAAAGAACCCUAUUCGGUUUGUAGACAAUGGCUUUAACUCUCAGGAAGAAACUGAUCGUAGUCAUGUUCACAAUUUUGGGGACUUGGACUUCUCAAGCCAUGUCUCGCACAUUGCAAGAAGCUUCCAUGGAGGAGAGACACGAGCAAUGGAUGUCUCAGUAUGAUCGCAAGUAUUCAGACGAUGCAGAGAAGGAAAGCCGUUUCAAGAUAUUCAAAGAAAAUGCAGAAUUUGUAGAGAAAGUCAACAAUGAUGGGAACCGCACUUACAAGUUAAGUCUCAACGCAUUUGCAGACUUAACAACUGAAGAAUUCAUUGCCACUCAUACUGGAUACAAGAUGAUCACCAAUCAGUCAAGGUCUGCAAAAAAAAGUGCAUCAUUUAGGUAUGAAAGCCUGAGUGAUAUUCCAACGACUAUGGAUUGGAGAGACCAAGGAGCUGUCACCCCCAUUAAGUACCAAGCCCAAUGUGGAUGUUGUUGGGCAUUUUCAGCGGUGGCAGCGAUAGAGGGGAUCACCAAAAUCAAAACUGGCAAAUUGAUCUCCCUGUCUGAGCAACAACUGGUGGAUUGUGCCAUCGAUGGCAAUCGUGGCUGCAAUGGCGGUUGGAUGGAUAAUGCAUUUAAAUAUAUAGUACAAAACCAAGGACUCACCACUGAAACAAAUUACCCAUACCAGGCUAUGCAGAGAACUUGUGACACUCAGAAGGCGUCUUAUUAUGAAGCUCAGAUCAGUGGUUUCGAAGAUGUUCCUCCCAACAAUGAGGAGGCAUUACUAAAGGCUGUGGCCAGCCAACCGGUCUCAGUUGCUCUUGAUGGUUCCGGACAAAACUUUCAUUUGUAUUCAAGCGGGGUCUUCAAUGGAGAAUGUGGAACAAGACUAACCCAUGCUGUUACUGCAGUUGGGUAUGGAACGGCUGAUGAUGGUACCAAGUACUGGUUAGUGAAGAAUUCAUGGAGCAAGAGGUGGGGUGAGAGUGGUUACAUGAGGAUUCAAAGAGACGUCGAUUCCCCAGAAGGUCUGUGCGGCAUUGCCAAACGAGCUUCCUAUCCAUUAAUUGCUUAGGUAGUGUAAAAACGUCGACGUACGUAUCAAUUUAUGCAUCUUAAAUGUUGUGGGCUGUGAAAAUGCCUGUAUUGCUGCUUCAAUCGUCAAAAUUUGUAUUGCUCUCUUCUUCCAUAUUAUAUGUAUUCCUAAAAAUUUAU
Molecule: messenger RNA, 1214 nt
Organism: Alnus glutinosa
Lineage: Eukaryota; Viridiplantae; Streptophyta; Magnoliopsida; Fagales; Betulaceae
Product: ervatamin-B-like
Exons: 2
Coding region: 40-1074 (344 amino acids)
Cellular component (GO): lysosome
Molecular function (GO): cysteine-type endopeptidase activity
Source: RefSeq, a predicted model, not a curated record